Molecule: messenger RNA, 4443 nt
Organism: Chironomus riparius
Lineage: Eukaryota; Metazoa; Arthropoda; Insecta; Diptera; Chironomidae
Source: the annotation of a GenBank genome assembly
UUUGAGGCAUUCAGAUUUCCUGUUUGGCACAUUUAAAUUUUUGUUUCAUUAACUUUUUUUUCUUGUUUUUGGUCACUCCGAAAAGCACGUCUCUGCUCAUUGUUAAUUUUGCUGUUAGAAUUUGAUUUGUCGAACAAUUGAUAGUUUAAUAAAAAUGAAUAUUGCAGUGAUUAUUUAAUUAAUCAAUAUGUGAAUUGAAGUUGUACGCUGAGAUGGGGAUACGACUCACAUGGUUUUAAUUAAAAAAGUGUAACAUAUUCGGUUGAUUUAAUUAAAAAAAAGAAUUUAAGAGAUUUUAUUAUAUAUAUUUUUUUUUGUAUCGUGAAUUGGAAAGUGAAUAUCGACAGAGGUGUGAUGAGCAUUGAGUUUGCAUUUCAAUGAACAAUUAGUUGAAUAGCUCAAUAUAAUAAUAAAAAACAAGUGCAAUUGAAAAUUUGCAUGUAGAACCUUUUGUGUCACCAAAAAAAAAGAGCAGCCUUAAUUCUCAAAAAAAACAUAAAAGGUUAUUCAGGAUUAAAAAAAAAAUAUAUAUCACAUCAAAUCAUCAGACAAUGAAAUUCCCUCGAAUAUAAUAAUAGUGACAUAGAUUUAAUCACCGCCAUCGACCGGCGCAAACGUGUGUGCAUUCAUUUAUUGAACCUUCACAACAUUUGUGAUUUUAAUUGAUGAAUUUUUUUUUUUUGCUCAUAUGCUCACCCAUUCGUAUGUUUAAACUGCUCUCCAGUGAAUACGGCAUUGAAAAAGUGAAAAAUAUUCAAUUGACAAAAAUGAAAUGAUGAAAAAGGAUUGAGCAUGAUAAAAAAAUUGUGUUAGUGAGAGAGAAAAAAUAUUCACAAAAAGGACAUAAAUUGAUGGUGAAAAAUUCUAUUUGAUUAAAAAAAAAAGCUACAAAAAUUUUUUAGAGCACUUGAAAAAAAUUGAAUUAAUUUGCGCCCUCAAUCUACCUUUGCAUAACUAAUAGCUUCACAAACGAACUUGCACGAGGACAUAAAUUUUCCACAUAUAUAGUGAUUUGUGUUCCUACUUGCAUAAUAGAGCAAGAAUAGCAAUUCAAUUUAAAAUUCAAAUCUCUAUAUCACAAAAAAGCUCUGUGCAGUUCACAACAACAACAGCUAUAGCAAUGGACACAAAUUUUGAGGAUCAAAUGUUUUCCGAAUUUCCAACAGAAGGUUUAAUGCAUCAUUCUUUGAAUCCGCCACAUAGCACUUCACAUCAUCAUCAUCAUCAUCACCAUCAUCCGCAAACAAUUAUGAUUCGUGACACAAAUGGAAACAUAAAUCAACAGCAUCAACGAUUACCGGAUGUACAUCAAAUUCUUCCUGGUAAUUCACCAAAAAUGGAUCAUUAUAAAACUACAACGACAUCGACACUCGAUUAUAGUCAUGUUAAAAUGGAAUCACCAUAUUCGCCGAAUGGUAAAAUUGAAUAUAUCAAUGGUACGGGUGGAAUUGCCAAAUUAGAAUCAUAUUCACCAAGCUCAGGUGUACAUAAAUUGGAAUAUGUUACAUCAAAUGGUGGACAAUAUUCUCCAAAUUCAAAAAUAAUUGAAUAUACGACGGUACCAACGGCAUCACAGCAGCACAAUAUCGAACAUAUUCAGAUAUUUCAACAGCCACAAUCUCUUGAUGGAAAUCAACAGAACAUUAUCAAUGGAACAGAUGGAAAUUUUAAGAGAAAAUCAAACGAGAGUUUAAAUAAUGGCUCGCCAACACCGACAACAAUCAACAGCGUCUCACCGAGUGAUGGAACGUCAUCGAUAUCGCCUAAUAAGAAGCCCGUCGAUAAAAAGAAAAACGAUCAAAAUGGUGUGAAAAAGAAGAAAACAAGAACUACAUUUACAGCAUAUCAGCUUGAAGAACUGGAGAGAGCUUUUGAACGAGCGCCUUAUCCUGAUGUAUUUGCACGAGAAGAAUUAGCACUUAAACUUAAUUUGAGUGAGAGUCGAGUCCAAGUGUGGUUUCAGAACCGACGUGCAAAAUGGAGGAAAAGAGAACCGCCACGAAAAGGUUUCAUUAACGGCAACAAUAAUUCAGCAACUCCAAUUACAGGACCUGCAAUUCAUGCGGCUCAAUCAUUUCCAACUUAUCAACAACAGCCAACCACAGUUACACCACCUAGUUCUGUGGAUAGUUGGAACAGUUAUCAACCGUACGAUCCACAUUAUGGAACUCUUUUAUCGCCAGCAUCAUCACCGUAUGGUACUUUUACACAUCAAUAUACCCCGUACGAUAAUCAAAUGUUUACUACUAUACGAUCUUACGACUAUGGCUCGCCAUCACGAACAAAUGGUAUUUUAGUUGAUACCUCCACAGACGCACAUCACAAAACUGAUUACUCAUCAAUUGAAGAUGGAAGUGACGCCGUAAAUGGUGCAACAAAAUAUUUGGACGACGAUACAAAGUAUCUUCAUCCGAUGAGCAGCAAUUUAGAAGACAAUAAAUUCACAUCGCCUGUCAUGGUUGUUGAUGAUCAAUCAAUCAUGAAAUCAUCGCCCAACUCACAACCCACUUUAUCUCAACUUACGACAGCGAAUUGUCAUAUUGAAGAUGGAAAUUCAGUUAUUAAGAAUGAAGAAGUAUCGACGAAUUUCGUAUUGAAUGCCUACAUGCAUUAGUUUUUUUUUUUAUACAUUCUAAGUUUAAAGUUGUAAACUUUUUUAUUUUUAUCUGCCUUUAUUUUAGGGGGGGGGGGGGGUUUAAGUUAUGGGAGUCGUUCAUAAAUGAUGUCCUUCAAAUUUUGGACAUUAGAAAUGGAUGAAUCUAAAGAUUAAAUGACUUUUAAAAUUCUCUCGCAAAUCAUAUAAAUUGUGAAUCUAACGCCAUUAUGCAGUCAUCUAUUAUACUUAAAACAUUUAAGCUAUGCAGGGCGUUUAACUCUGCAAAGGAAGGCGAAUGACAUUUUGAUUUUUACUUUUUAUUACCCAAUUCAUUUGAAUAUUAUUUUUAAAAAAGUUCUCGUCUGUACAUUAUUGUUUGUUAAACGACACAGAGCAACAAAAUCAAAAAAGUCUUACCAAAAACAUUUUGUUUAUAUUUUAUUAUUAUUACGUUGGAUAUAAGAUAACUUAUAAGUUAAAUUAAUUAAUUUUUUUUUAAAAUGAAUGUAAUUAUCAAUUAUUUUUGCAUUCCAAGUGCCUUAAAAAUACUUUUUUUUGUCUGUAACCUUUUUCGUUUUAAUAGAAUUGUACAUUUUGAAAAAGGAAUUAUGUCGAUUCGGUGCAAUUUUUUUUAUAAAAUUUUUAUGUCUAAAUUUGUUUAACUCUAAGAAAAUCUACUUGCUCGAGCAUAUCCAAAGAAAUUAAUGUUAAGUGAAUUUUUAAAUAGUUUUUUGAAUCAACAAAAAGUGCUUGAAUAAAUUUUAAGAUUUAUUAUUAAACAAACUAUUUAGUCAAGUUAUUUACAGGAAGCAUUUAAACAGCGACUCGUGAUGAAUUUUCUUCCCACUUUUACUAAGCAAUGAAGUUUUUGGAAUGUCUUCAUCACUAUUAACAAGCUGCAGUUUAUUUUGAGGUGAAUUUCUAAGCCAUUCAUUAAGAAUUUGGUUUGAGUCAAUUAGUGGCUUCGUGUGAUUCACAGAAUUUGUUGUAGUCUCAUCCUCAACAUUCAUUCUACUUUUAAUGAAUUGACUGCCAAUAAAAUCGUCUUUAAUGGAACUAUUGAUCUGUUCAAUAUUCUGGUUCUCUUUUGAUACCUCAUGUUGUGUGAAUAUGCUAUUUAAAUCACUACAAGGCACUACAGAUGAGAUUGCUUUAAUGGAAAAGCCAUUAACAGGUUGCCGAAUUUCAGCCACAGAAUUUAAUUGAUUUUUUGAUGAAUGACCCGAUUUUUCGCUGUUUAUAAAAGACUCAUUAAUUUGUUGUUUGCAGUUCUGUUCCUUAGUAUUUCCGGGACGUGUCAUAAGGACAUACAAUAUCUGAUUAAAACUGGUUUGGUCUUUUUCAGGCUUUUUAUGUUGCUUCACUUUAUUGGCUUUAUCUGCUGGAUUAAACCUAAGAAAGUGCUGCCAAAUUGAUUUCAGCAAUACUGCAUCCUUCCUUAACAUUGGUUUGAUCAUUUCCCAUGAAAGAUUCUCUGCUAUCUCGUCAGGAUCCAGUUCCUUUACUCUAAUUUCUGAUAAAAGAUUGAAUUACUUGCGAAAUAGAUGUUAACUUAAUUAUAAAGAUUACCAUUAAUCUUCUGUGCUUUUACUUUGGAUUUUACAAUACAAUUAUCAAGCGUUUCAUGGCUGACUUUUGCUGAAUCUUUUACUGUCGUUGUUUCAAUCUCAAAGUUCUCGUCUUCAUCUGAUAAUGGUGUAUACAGCUUUCUUUUCUUCGAUUUUGGCAUUUGAAAAUUGUAUUGUUGAAGCAUUUUCCUCUAAUUAAUCCUUUCUAUCUUUACAAUCGUUUGUUUUGAUUGAUGUAGAAAUAAAUCCAGGAUUAAUUUUUUAAUCCACCACGUGUCA